AUGGCUGUGUCUCCCGGAGGGAUCCCUGCUGAGCUGCAAGAGGGCAUCACCGCCUGCCUGGGGAUGAAGACGAUCCUCCUGGUCAAGAGUGUCCAGCUGCAGGUGAAACCCAAGUAUGAUGACUACAUCUUGGUGCUGACCCCCUGGCGAGCCUAUGUGCUACUGGUGACACUACCAGUGAGGGUGCACAGCAGUUUCAGCUUUUUGGAGGUGCAAGAGAUCACAGUGCGAGAGCCCAGCCUGGUUGUCAUAGAAACAGAUAUGUCUUCUUAUGUCAUCCGGCUUAUGUCAUUUGAUGAUUUGGAGUAAGUUGUCAUCCAUGUCACCAUGUCACUUAAGAAGGUCUUCCCAGAUUUGUCCCCUGGAGCACUGCUCAAGAACUCGCCCCCCAACCUGUACGAGAGGGUACGGAGGAUCACAGACUCCCUGGAGGAAAUGUUGCAGAGCAACCAAGGGCCCUGUGGUGGGUUUUCAGAGACUUAUGCUGCUUUAUGUGAUUACAAUGGCUUUACCUUUCGUGAGGAGAUCCAGUGGGAUGUGGACAACAUCUACCAUAGCCAAGACUGCAGGGAGUUCAACCUACUGGAUUUCAGCCACUUGGAGAGCCGAUGAGUCAUUCAAGACGUGGCACUGCGUGUUGCUGCCUUGUCCUUCAAUCUGUGGUUCACAAAGCUCUACUGCAAGGACUUCAGACUGAACCUGGAGAUUUCAGAGCAACUCCUGUAUAUGCUCAGCAAAUCAGUGACACUGGAGGAGUUGGUGCUGGAAAACAGGGGGCUAAAAUCUGACUUCGCUUAGAGGAUGGCCCAGGCACUCAGCAGACAUCCUGACUCUGUGCUGCACACUGUCAAUCUUGCUGGCAACCAGCUGGAAGACAGAGGGAUAAUUGCCUUCAGCCGGCACUUUGAGAAGAGGCCCAAGGGCCUGCAGAGCCUCAACUUGGCCAGGACAUCACUCACUGCUAAAGGAACGAACACAUUAUGCCAGGCCCUAGCAGCUAACGAAGCCAUCCGCUCUUCCCUCCAGCACUUGGACCUCUCCAGGAACCCCAGCAUCCUGGCCAUGGAUGACACUAGUAGUUUGCAGAACCUCCUCUGCCAGUGCGACUCACUCUCUCACCUCAGCCUGUCUGGCACUGACUGCUCUUUAGACAUCCUCUUUGGAGCACUGACCCAUGGAUGCUGCACCAGCCUUGCCCAUCUGGAUCUUUCCAAAAAUGUGUACUCACACAAGAGGGUGAAAGAUGUCUCUCCUGCCAUCAAGCAAUUUUUCAGCAAGGCCUGUGCCCUCAGGCAUGUUUCACUGGCAGGUACAAAGUUGCCUCCAGAUGUUGUAAGGGCUUUGCUGCAAGGACUGGCGUACAACAGUUGCAUCAGUGACCUUCACCUGGAUCUCAGCAGCUGUGAGCUGAGGUCAGCGGGGGCCCAAGUCAUCCAGGAUCUCAUCUCUGAUGCCAAUUCCAUCAGUGACCUGGAUUUGUCUGAUAACGGUUUUGACUCUGAUAUGGUGAUGCUGGUGCUGUCCAUUGGCAGAAGCAAGUCCAUUAGCCAUGUCUCUUUGGGGAAUAACUUUAACAUCAAAUCUAAAGAUGGGCUGGUGGAUGUCCUGCACCGUGUUGUCCAGAUUACCCAAGAGGAUGACUGUACUUUCCAGUCCCUGUCAGUGGCUGAGUCACGCCUCAAGCUGGGAACCAAUGUCCUGCUCAGUGCCCUGGGCUGUAACACCAGUCUCAUUGCUCUGGACAUCAGCAGCAAUGCCAUGGGAGACACCGGUGCCAAGAUGCUAGCCAAAGCCCUGCAAAUCAACACAAAGCUCAGGACCGUGGUUUGGGACAGGAACAACACAACUGGCCACGGACUCCUGGAGGUGGCUCAAGCCUUGGAGAGGAACUACACCCUCAAGUCUAUGCCCCUGCCAAUGAAUGAUGUGGUGCAGGUGUAUCGGAGCAACCCUGAGAAAACAGAGGAGGCAGUGCACAAGAUCCAGCCCUGCCUGACAAGGAACCAAAUGCGACACAUGCUGCUCACACAAACCUUCUGGCUGCAGCAGGGCAUCCUGACCACCUCUUCUGAACAGAUUUUGCCUCUGUUGUAUGAAGCAGGAAGCACCCCAUACCAGAACGGCAAGCUGCAGCAUAAGAUGGAAUGUCUCACAGAGGAAGUGUCACAGGCCUGUGGCCAGGAAAUCCAGGCGAUCAUGCAAGCCAUAUUGUACACAGUGCACAACCUGUGCCCGGCCAUGGUACAGAAGAGGGGAGUCAGGGACCAGCUGGUCAAUGCCAUGUCAGAGCGCAUCUAUCUCCAGGACCCCCUCAACCUCGGUUCUGUCCUGGACCGGAUGGUCACUGAUGUCUUCAACAAGCUGAACUCAAGAUUGGAGUCACCCCAUGUGGCUGUGCUGCCAGGGAGAGUGGCCUUUAAGGUGCAACCUGUGGCCUGUGAGAACAGUGAGGACAGGAGCAUCACCCGUGUGGAUGAGGGCCUUGAGGACUUCUUCACCAAGAAGCUCAUCACAGAGGACCUGCUCCCCACAGCACAGGGGACCUGCCCUGGAUCAGCGCUUCUGGCAUCUUCAAGCUCUCGCACCCUCAAGAAGAAAAUUGGGACCUUUUUUGCAUUCAAGAAGCCCAAGUUCAGCCGGGGCUCAAGGUGUGAGAAGGAGCCUGAGGGCAGUGUCACAGCCCCCAAAAGCAGACGGUCGGUGCUCAGUGACAUUUUACGGCCCCCCAGCAAGGCAGGAGAGCCACUGAGCAAGUCUGAGGAGGGGAGCCUUGCUGCCGAGCCCCAGACAGAGCCUGAGCACAGCCAGACUCCUGACUCUGCCUGCAGGAUCAGGCCCAAGUAUUCACGGGAGGGCAAGUCUCAGUCACUUAUAUUGCUGUCCGGGGAGGAUGAGGACACACUUGGGGUCAGGCACGACAAGAAGAGGCACCUGGAGAAGAAUGACAGGGAGCUUCCCAAUUCCUUCGAGCAACGUGUGCACAUCAAACUCCACCGCAUGGGUGUCACAAAGGGCCUGGCCACCGAGGGCAAGAAGCAGCAGAGCAAAGACAGCGAGAUCAAGAAAGCUGGUUCAGAUAGGGACAUUGUGGACAGCUCAGCAGACUCACCACCACCCUCCCUGAAGGCGCGCACACACUCCAUGUCCACAGACACAUCCUUACGGAGCAGCCCGGCCAACAUGAUGGAGGCCAGCAUAGGUUCUGCUGCUUCCAGGCCAGCCUGGAAAGUUCUGGAGAAGCAGCUGAACACAGAGCUGAAGGGGAAGAGCUCAGACCUGCCCUGGCACUCCCUCCCCAUCCCCAAACAGAGCAGGCAGCUGGAGCCAGCAGGCCAAGAGGGAUGGAGCAGCAGCCUGUCAUGGCUUGGGAGGAGCACACCAACAGCGCUGCUGCAGAGGGUCAGCCACUAUGGGGAGUCGGGCACCAGCACCACUCCACUGAGCCUGCCAGCACCUCCUGAUGCUGAAGACAAUCACUUGGCUCUGGGGCUGGUUGUGCCGAGCGGGACCAACCGCAGAGCUGUCUCCAUCCACAAGGACCAGCUCAGGGAAUCAGAGAGCCUGAUGGAGCUGGAGCAUAAGUCAAGGCCAGAGCAGGAGCCCCAGGUGCUGGGGAACAGAAGCACCCAGCCCUGA
Molecule: messenger RNA, 3636 nt
Organism: Rhea pennata
Lineage: Eukaryota; Metazoa; Chordata; Aves; Rheiformes; Rheidae
Product: capping protein, Arp2/3 and myosin-I linker protein 2-like
Exons: 34
Biological process (GO): regulation of Arp2/3 complex-mediated actin nucleation; cell migration
Cellular component (GO): plasma membrane; lamellipodium
Molecular function (GO): protein binding
Source: RefSeq, a predicted model, not a curated record